Molecule: messenger RNA, 318 nt
Organism: Musa acuminata AAA Group (dessert banana)
Lineage: Eukaryota; Viridiplantae; Streptophyta; Magnoliopsida; Zingiberales; Musaceae
Product: cysteine and histidine-rich domain-containing protein RAR1-like
Exons: 3
Biological process (GO): defense response to bacterium; defense response to fungus
Cellular component (GO): cytoplasm; nucleus
Molecular function (GO): Hsp90 protein binding
Source: RefSeq, a predicted model, not a curated record
UUCCGGCCUAUAUUUCAUGAUGGUAUGAAAAAAUGGAGCUGUUGCAAGCAAACAAGUCAUGAUUUAAGCUUUUUUUUGGUGAUUCCAGUGGUCACAGGGGAGACCUUUGAACCAAAUUGUGGCGUAAAUUUUCUUUAUUCUAGCAAUCAUUUAUCAGAUCAUCAUCCUGUUUUCUUCUCCCUUAUGCAAUGGAAUUGUUGUGACAUUCAUGUUAAGGAAUUUGAUGAGUUCCUGAGCGUACCUCCAUUCACAACAGGUUGGCACAAUGCAGAUACUGUAUGGACUUUGAACAACCCAAAUUUCCACCCUGGGAUUUGA